Molecule: messenger RNA, 492 nt
Organism: Rangifer tarandus platyrhynchus (Svalbard reindeer)
Lineage: Eukaryota; Metazoa; Chordata; Mammalia; Artiodactyla; Cervidae
Source: the annotation of a GenBank genome assembly
AUGCGAGCCGGCGGGCGCCCGGGGAGGGCGCGGCCUGGCCCCACACGACUCGACGGCGGCGGCGACGGCUCGGGCGGCGGCGGGUGCUCAGGAGGCGGCGCGGCUCGGGGCGGGCGCCGACCACAUCCCCCGGCGGCGGUGGCAGCGGCGGCGGCUGUGGCUGCGCGGCUCCUGCUUCGCUCCUGCUGCUGCAGCUGCUCCCCAGCGGAAAGGGGCGGGCGGCGGCGGCGGCGGCGCCUCCCCCUGUCCCCCGCCUCCCGCCUCCCGCGCCCAGUCCCUCUCCCGCUCCCUCUCCCGGGCCGCCGCCUCCUCAGCGCCGCGCGCGUCUCCCAUCAGACUCCCCGCCCCCAGUGCAGCGCCGCGCGGGCGGCCGGGCGGCUGCGGCCAAAACUAGGCCGGGCCCUUCGGCGCGCGUCGGAGCCUGCGCGGUACCGAGCCUAUUUAGCUGUGGCACCGAGGCAGAGCGCUACCUCUGCGCGAGAGGGCGCCUGA